UAGUUGAACGAUCUGUGGGCCCGCACCCAGUCGAUCUGCGUCCGCGGAGAAGGACGCACGUCCGUCGUGACAGUCGCGAGCCGCAACUUUAGACGUACGGUUCAAUCGAAACUUUUCCAGACGUGUGUAGUGUUGUAUCCCGCAAGUGAAUUGGGAAUAUUUUUCGAAUACUAUGUUAACAACAUGAACGACUGAAUCGACUUUAUAGUGCUAUAAGUUAAUUUAAGUGAAUUCAAAUAAGACUUUUAGUGUUAAAUUGAAAAAUUGUGCACGAUGGAGUUCAAGACACAAUUAUUAGUGACAGCGUCGAUUGUGUUGGUUGCAACAACGUUGUGUGAAGGUGCCCGCGAUGCUAGCUGCCCAAGAAUUUGCGGGCCGUCCCUGCAAGGCGAGCCCGUCUGCGCCACUGACGGCUAUAUCUACCCUUCGCUUUGCGAGAUGAGGAAAAAGACAUGUGGAAAAGGUGUAAGACUAGCUCCCGACCAGGGUUCCUGCUCCAGAGCCCAAGGAUCGAAAUGCGAACAUAGGUGUACUUCAGAACGGGAUCCUGUCUGUGGCACCAAUGGACGAACCUAUCUGAAUAGAUGCAUGCUGCAAGUUGAGAUUUGCAGAGUCGGCAUUGGUCUAUCACAUUUGGGUGCUUGCAACAACAUCAGCGCGCAUCGAGAGAAUUGUCCAGUGGAUUGCUCACAGGCGCCUCUCGAUGGGCCCAUAUGUGGCUCCGACGGCAACGUCUACAAAAGCACGUGUCAGAUGAAGCUGUUGACUUGCGGACAAGGCGUCGUACGUACUAGUAAGAAACAUUGCCAGACAACCCGUCACUGCCGCGAGUCGUGCUGGCGUGUGGCGAGGCCCACAUGCGGUUCAGAUGGGAAGCUGUACGCGAACGCAUGCAGGAUGAAGGCUACUAAUUGCGGAAAACACGUGUUUGAAGUGCCAAUGGCGUUCUGCGUGUCUCAAGAGCGGACCUCUGGCGGUGAAUCGUGUCCUACCGAUUGUUCUGGACAGAAGGAGAAAUUAGUUUGCGGAUCAGAUGAGAAUAUAUAUAGAAACGAAUGCGAGAUGAAAAUGCUGAAUUGUGGUGUCAGCAGCAGAAAAAUUGUGAAAAAGGUCGACAUGGAGAAGUGCCGAGCCAAAAUGAACAAAUGCCUGAAGGUCAAGUGCCCCAGCGAACCUGACCCUGUUUGCGGCACUGAUGCCAAUGUUUACACAAACUCCUGCCAUCUUAAAGUCGCCACUUGUCUUAAAGGAGUUCAAUUAGCGCAUUUCGGUAACUGCACGUUGCUUCCGCGUCUAGAGAUUGACUGUCAAGAGAACUGUGAUAAUGCUGUGGAACAACCGGUUUGCGGAUCUGAUGGGAAUGUUUAUAAGUCGGAAUGUGAGCUCCGUCGACUGACAUGCGGUCAGCACGUGGUCGCUGUGUCAGCGGCCCACUGCCGGACUACCGCACUCUGUCACGAGUCCUGCCCCAAUACCCCGGCCUUCGUUUGCGGCUCCGACAACAGGUUCUACAAGAACGAGUGUCUGAUGAAGAAGGAGAACUGCGGAAAACACGUAUUUGUGGUGCCGCUGAAACGCUGUCUAUCCCGGUUCCAAUACUCGGGAUGCGCAAGAGUAUGCCCCCCUGAGUACGACCCGGUCUGCGGCACUGAUGAUAAGACAUACUCCAACAAAUGCUUCCUAGAGAUGGAGAACUGUCGAUCUAGGAGCCUGGUCCAAUUGAAAUACUUGGGCACAUGCACGGAACCUAUAGCGGAGGAGCCGAAAAACUAUUUGUAUCGAUAGACUGUAUCGAUAGUAAUCGAAUCAUAUCGAUAUAUCGCUUAAUCGUAUCGCGUAUGAUAUACUUCCCAAUUUUAUUAGUGCCAACCCUUUAUGUAAGCUUAAAUGUAAAUUACAAACUAUCCUGACUAUGUCUUCCAAUUAACUUUAUAAUGUAAGCACUAUUUAUUGUAUUUAUAACAAUAAUAAUAUAUAAUUAUUAUUAAAUUUUGAGAAAUUUGGGGUAUGAAAGAAUUAAAAAUAAGAAUUAAACAGAAACACGAAUUUGAAAAUCGAAUAUAAAGAGGCAUUCAUAUUGUCUAUUGAGUAAUAUGGCCAGUUCAUUAUACAGUUUCGUUACUUACAAUUCGUUAUAAAUAAAUAGUUCAUAAGGAGGAAAUUAAAAUUCAUAUUUGCAAAAUGAAGCAAGAUCUAGCACAUUCAUAUUAGUUAUAACUUUUCAAGAUUUCUGAGCAUGUGAAUUGUUCCAUUUGAGAACUAUUUAUUUAUAAAAGUAAAAUUAUGUAUAGUUGCUAUAUUCAUUUACUAUUUUUGCCAUGACAAUGCAAAAAAAAGAAGUCAUAACAAGAUGGCGGCUACUCGACCAGAAACAAUACAAUUAAUAAAUUGACCACCAAGCAUUAAACGCGCGAGAGGCUCGUAAACUGUCAUGUGUCACAGAUUCGUAGCACAGACAUGUAUAUUAAAGUAUAAAUAUAUGGGUUACUGCAAAAAGAAAAACGCUAAUUUAAAACACUUAAAAAAAUAACGAUUCGUCGAUAUAUGAAAAAGCUUUUACAAUCGUUUGAGAAAUCAAUUCGAAAACAAAGGUUGAAAUUAAAUUGCAAUGUUUUAUUAUUUUAAAUUUAUAUCCUCUAAUAUAUUAUGAGUCACUUAAAUAAUAUCUACUUUAAUUAAUGAAAAUGUUUAAUUAUAUAAUAAUUAAUAACACUCAAUUUAAAACCUAACUAUUAAAAAAAAUAUUUAUUUCCUAAUUACGUCAUUGUAAAAUUAUAAUUUUUGGUAACUUUAAUAUAAGAUUGUGUAUGGAUACUCAUAAUAAUUAUUUAAUCAGUACAAAAACAUAAUGGCGCCCCAGUCAACACUUUCAAAUUUCUUAUACAUUUACUAACAUUUUUCUAGAUUAAAUUAAGUGAUUAAUAGACAUAAUUAAUUUAUUCUUCUGACUGUUCGCUC
This is a messenger RNA of Galleria mellonella (greater wax moth), 2958 nucleotides long. Its product is annotated as agrin. The coding region runs from base 274 to 1785 and encodes 503 amino acids. The transcript has 12 exons. The record is from RefSeq and is a predicted model, not a curated record. Gene Ontology annotation, molecular function: protein binding. Lineage: Eukaryota; Metazoa; Arthropoda; Insecta; Lepidoptera; Pyralidae.